AUGACGGAUCGUCCUGAGUCGGCAGGCUCCCGGGAGUCCAUUCCCGGCUCCAACCUAAGCCAGCUGGCAACGCCCUCCAUCGACAUGGAACACGCGGCAACUUAUCCAUUGCAACGGGAUCCAGCACGUCAGAGUCAGAGUGCUGCCACAGUCGCCAGUUGGAUGCCAUCGUACCCUGAUGGGCUUGACAAUGAUGGGGGAUCUCCCAAGGUCGGGGCUCGCUUUUCGUCCAGGUCCGUGAAGAUCCUUCGCAAUUGGUUUGCAGACCACGAAAGCCACCCUUAUCCGUCCUCCAAGGAAGUCGAGAUGCUCCAGUUUCAGACUGGUCUUUCUGGACAGCAAAUCACCAACUGGUUUGGAAAUUUUCGACGACGCUACAAGUUCCGAGCCUUGCGACCAGUGUCGCUCGAUAUCCGCAACUGGGCCGAACCCCCACCCAGCACCCAAGGCGCAACCAACAUCCCGCCGAGGCGUCCGACACCCGUUCCAAUGGAACACAUGAACCCAUUGCAGCGCUGGGAGAACUCACCACCCCAACAUGAGGCGGCAGCCGUGUCUGACAUCUCCCGGGCCGUCGCUGCAUCAGUUGGAUCACCUUCAGCUUUUGCUCCGGCACGACCGCGCACAUCUGAGUGGUCGGGAAGGUCGACAGGGACUGCAUCGUCUGUCAGUAGUACAGGGACAUCUUGCUCCAGUAGGGACUCUGGAUCGGCCUCCUCCCACGCGUCUCACACUUCUCUGGAGUACCUGAAGCGCAGCACCAACCGCAGGAGGCGUGGCACGACACAUCGGCGACAGAGGGGAAACUGGUUGAACCAGCUUCAGGUAUCCGGCCGUUACCAGUGCACAUUUUGCACUGAAUCAUUCAAGACCAAGUACGACUGGGAGCGCCACGAGAAGUCGCUUCAUCUAGCGUUAGAGGCGUGGGUUUGCUCACCUCAAGGAUCGGUAGUGACACACCCCGACGAGGGCUUGCUCUGCGUCUACUGUGGUGAUGCCAACCCGGAUCAGGCUCACUUAAAAAAGCACAACAAUUCUGCCUGUCUAGAGCGACCUUUUGAAGAGAGGACAUUUUACCGGAAGGAUCAUCUCCGACAACACCUUAAGCUAGUGCAUAACGCCAAGUAUCUUAAGUGGCCUAUGGAGGCGUGGAGGACCGCGAUUCAGGAUAUCCACUCCCGAUGUGGAUUCUGUGGUAUUGAGAUGGAGUCGUGGAGUAGCAGGACUGACCACUUGGCCUCACAUUUCAAGGAUGGCCGUACUAUGGCAGACUGGACGGGUGACUGGGGGUUCGAGCCUUCGGUCAUUGAGAUGCUUGAUAAUGCCAUACCUCCAUAUCUCAUCCAUUACGAGAAGAACUCACCUCUGCCCUUCUCGGCUCUGGCCGGUCCCGCAGACACGCCAAGCAGUGCUUACGAACUAAUCAAGUUGGAGUGGGAGUAUUACAUGCGAGACUACCAUGAUACUCACGCCGAGGAUCUAUCUGACGAGAAAAUGCAAUACGAGGCUUGCUCAAUUAUUUUUGGAGCCGAAGCCAUCUCGGAAGACCACCCAUGCCCCGCUCCGUCAUGGCUGCGCGACCUUUUGAUGGCGAAUCACGACGUCGCCGAACAGGCACGCAUCCAACCCAUGAAUCAACUUACCAAAUCUCGCAUGAGCCCACUGAAGAUUAAUGGGAAGAGGAAUAUCUUUGAGGGCUGUGAAUUAGAAGGGUCGCUCUGCCGGUAUAUCGGCAUGCACAUCAUCCUGGGACUGCAGCUCUCUGACCAUGACCUCCAGCAGGAAGCGUGCCAUGCCAUCAGUCGUCUCGAAACUCCUUCUCCAAACCCAUCUAAGCGCUUUAUGGAAUUCCUGGUGAGACUAAUCUGGGAUUCUACUGAAUGGCUGGGGCCUUUGAGAGAACGAGGGCGGUUCUACUCCGAGAGGGAAAUAACAGAUGCAUACCCUCAUCCGCUAGACAUGGCCCACCUCGACUCUUUCAUGGGACAAGCUUAUCCGAUAGAUCCUCAACAGGGUCCCUUUGGAACAUUCAUACCAAGUGAACUACCCAACCUGAUAGCAGGCUUGGAACAGUCUGAGACUCCUCAGCUCCCAACGAGCCUGCUCUGGACCCCGGCCCUAAAGACUGCCCAACAUUCCAUGCAGCCUUUUGCUGAGCUGCCUCCUAGCCCCUGGGCUCCCGCCAUGAGCGAGUCAACAUUCAAUUCCUCUUAUGUCAGCCCGCCCAUCAACUCGAUAUCCGUCACACCCUUCUUCCUCAACGACAACAACAGCUAUCGUCGGCUGACAAGGGAGCUGUCCCGCUUUGUGGCUAGUUGCAUGUCGCCCAACAACCCAAACAGUCAUGUACCGAGUGACGAGGAACUAAAGUAUCAAGCGCGCUGGAUUCUUUAUGACGAUGAUGAUCCUUGGAACCAAACCCCUGUUGAUAACGUCGAGUGGCUAAACGAGUUCAAAAGGAGCGUCGGUUUAUCGGUGGAUGCUUUAAGCCAGAUGACUACCCCUCUACCGGCCAAAUGA
Molecule: messenger RNA, 2520 nt
Organism: Fusarium keratoplasticum
Lineage: Eukaryota; Fungi; Ascomycota; Sordariomycetes; Hypocreales; Nectriaceae
Exons: 3
Coding region: 1-2520 (839 amino acids)
Biological process (GO): regulation of DNA-templated transcription
Molecular function (GO): DNA binding
Source: RefSeq, a predicted model, not a curated record